Bipolaris oryzae ATCC 44560 is the source of this 378-nucleotide messenger RNA. RefSeq lists its product as uncharacterized. NCBI's taxonomy places the organism in Eukaryota, Fungi, Ascomycota, Dothideomycetes, Pleosporales, Pleosporaceae. The record is from RefSeq and is a predicted model, not a curated record. The annotation marks the transcript as partial. The transcript has a single exon.
CAACACCAGAGCACUGCACGGGUUUGCUUGUGGCACGCAUCUAAGAUUUACUCGUCCUUACGAAGUAUCCCCUAUCCUGCGUAUUAUUUCUCCUUAUCACUUCCCAUCGCUGUUAGUUAUAUCCUUCUUUACGAUCAGAUCUUACAAGGUCCAGCACCACAAGGAGACCUUCUCCGUCUGGACAAGAUCGUCAAGAAAUCCGACCUAGAGGUAUGGACAAGCUGCGCCCAAGAUGUCCGCGUGCAUAUUACCGGCAUCGGCACUUUAGAAAAUUCCGAGAGUAUUUAUGGAUUGCUUGUUGAUGUGGAGAAGAUGCUGCGAUCUCAGAGACCAUGGCAAAGGAUAGCUCGAGCACUUGCAUGUUGUUUCUCACAAAUA